Molecule: messenger RNA, 5334 nt
Organism: Chionomys nivalis (European snow vole)
Lineage: Eukaryota; Metazoa; Chordata; Mammalia; Rodentia; Cricetidae
Gene: Ttpal
Product: alpha tocopherol transfer protein like
Exons: 4
Coding region: 407-1438 (343 amino acids)
Cellular component (GO): membrane
Molecular function (GO): phosphatidylinositol bisphosphate binding
Source: RefSeq, a predicted model, not a curated record
UGGCUCAGUGGUUCAGUUUCCAGCACCUACAUAGCAUCUGAUACCUGUCUGUAACUCCAAUUCCAGGGCUUCUGACACCUCCCACACAGACAUACAUGCAGGCAAAACACCAAUGAACAUAAAGUAAAAAUAAUUUAAAAAGAUUGACUCAAAAAUAAAGGUAAAUAAAUGAAUAAAUAGAAUACUAAUAGUAAACAUAAUUUUUGAAACAUUACAUGUACACACACAUGUGAGUUUGUGAGCAUAGGGGCAAUAGGCUCCUUUCACCUUUCUGAGGGUUCUUGGGAUCAUACUCCAGUAAUUGGGUUGUGUGACAAAAAUUACCUGUUGAGCCAUCAUGAAGGCCCAUGUUGCACUUUCUUACCCUCACGUGUGACCUGUGUGUCAGCAGCAACCCCCAUAGCUAAUGUCAGAAGAAAGCGACUCUCUGCGAACCAGCCCCUCUGUGGCCUCCCUCUCUGAAAAUGAGCUGCCACUGCCUCCACCUGAGCCUCCCGGCUACGUGUGCUCGCUGACAGAAGACUUGGUCACCAAAGCCAGGGAGGAGCUUCAGGAGAAGCCCGAGUGGAGACUCCGGGAUGUGCAGGCCCUUCGAGACAUGGUGCGGAAGGAGUACCCCUACCUGAGCACGUCGCUCGAUGAUGCUUUCCUGUUGCGCUUCCUGCGGGCCCGAAAGUUUGAUUAUGACCGGGCCCUGCAACUGCUGGUCAACUACCAUGGCUGCAGGCGGAACUGGCCAGAGGUCUUCAGCAACCUAAGACCUUCAGCCCUGAAAGAUGUUCUUAACUCUGGGUUCCUCACAGUGCUGCCCCACACAGACCCCAGGGGCUGCCACGUCCUCUGCAUCCGACCAGACAGAUGGAUACCAAGCAACUACCCAAUCACUGAGAACAUCCGAGCCAUAUACUUGACAUUAGAGAAACUCAUUCAGUCUGAAGAGACCCAAGUGAACGGAAUUGUAAUUCUCGCAGACUACAAAGGUGUCAGCUUAUCAAAAGCAUCUCAUUUUGGCCCUUUUAUAGCCAAAAAGGUGAUUGGCAUCCUUCAGGAUGGCUUCCCCAUUCGGAUAAAAGCAGUCCACAUAGUGAACGAACCUCGGAUAUUUAAAGGCAUUUUUGCCAUCAUAAAACCAUUUCUGAAGGAGAAAAUUGCAAACAGGUUCUUUCUCCAUGGGUCUGACCUGAACUCUCUCCAUACAAGCCUUCCAAGGAAUAUCCUCCCCAGGGAGUAUGGGGGCACAGCUGGAGAGCUGGACAUUGCCACCUGGAAUGCGGUGCUGCUGGCAUCAGAGGAUGAUUUUGUAAAAGAGUUCUGCCAGCCUGUGCCUGCCUGUGACAGUCUCCCAGGCCAGCCACUGCUGCCUGAAGGACUGAUCUCAGAUGCGCAGUGUGAUGAUUCCAUGCGAGCCGUGAAGUCCCAGCUCUAUUCCUGCUAUUAGCUCUCUUCUGGGAGAGUCACCGUGUAUAAUUCCUUCAUUCCUUAGAAAGGCACAAGACUGAAGAUGCCGAGGCCUCGGUCUUGCGCCAUCAUUAUGCAGUGACGGAGCUGCCUAUAAAGAUUAAAGGUGAGCCCACCACAGGCAGACCAUUGGCUAUCUGCAUUAUUCCAGGGAAGACAAGGAAACUGCCCUGGUGAUUCCCAAAUGUUUGCAACUGCUAGUCUGGAUAAGCUGUCUGUAUCUGUUUCUUACACAUCUUGGAAGCAACCAGGGUCAAAGUCACUCUGAAGUAACUAGGAGACAAGUGGAUUGAUCACGACUCUGAAACAAUUUAUUUGGUCACAACUCCGAAGCAGUCUGCCAAUCCUGAAAGAUGGCCACACAUGAAACUGUUGAGUCUCUUUCCCUAAUAACCCUAGGUGUUGACCUCUGUUGCUCAUCAGCAAGAUUCAAGAUUCAGGCCCUAGCUGUCAUCACUGGACCUAGAAAGCACUGUAAAUUGAGCAGUACAAAUACCAGGACCCAGGCAGUAGUUAUAGAUCAAAUUUGGAAGCCAGGUGCUUCAGAGCAUCCCUGGGCUUCCAGGGUUGAAUCUUGCAAUAGAAACUUUUCCCAAACCCAUAAAGCCUUAGCUCUGGUUCUCCAUGGGAUCAUACUGGUCAACAUAAAAUACUGGAUUUCCAGACUAUGUGAGUAACACAUUUGGACUAGGAGUCAUGUGGCUGGACAAGGCAUGGACCUCAGCUUUGUCAUUUCUAAAGUAAGCUAUGUGGGAUGGUUCUUUGAGGUGCUGAAAUUGUUAGGUUUUCUGCUUGCAAAGAUGACCACCUAGAGGUGGCUGGGUCUUGGUAUUUUGUGGUAUGUACACAAGCCUUACGUAAAGGAGUAUCACCAUUUGGCUGUGCCUUUGGUGGUAACCAACUGCCUUUGUAGAAUGAUGGGUGACCUUGAAAGGGAUGGCUUUUGCGAGGCUGACCAAAUCUUGUACAAACCCUUCCACCCUGGAGACACUACCAGUAUCAGAAACAGUCACAGUAAUGGCCAGCUUUGGGCUUCUUCUAUUUUUGUCUCUGGAAACACACUGGGCCAGGUUGUUGCUGGUGUACCUGGGGCCCAGCAGACUGUCUAAUGCGGAUGAACCAGUUGGCCAGAAUGUUAGUUUUGCAUUUAGGCACUUUAGACACCUGUCAAAAUUUUAGCCUUAACCCAAGCUUUGAGGGAAUUAUCUCCUGGUUUUUGACCCAUUUCCUUUGGUAUUCAUCGGGUAUUAGGAUGUUAAAUAGCGUCAACUACUGUUGGUUGUGUAUUUACUAGAGUAAGCAGGCAUGUAUGUGGCUUUGAGACUCAAAGGUCGGUCGACUGUUACUAAAUUUCCUAAAACAUCUGCAGUUCUUAAUUGAAACUUACCACAAUAAUGCCAAAUCUGGGAAACAUUCUUUUCAGCAUAGAUGCUAAUCCUUGAUCUUUUAGAUCCUGGCUGAGCUUAAGUGCCAAAACACAGCCGUCUUGACUGCCCAGAGACCAUUCACUACUGAGUUUCUGCUAUGUGGUUUAGCUCCUGGCAGGUUUUCUGCCUACAGGGAUGACCACUCACACACCCAGAAAAACCCAUGAUGGCUCUGAACCCAACAACCUGGGCAAGAGAUUCUAUUAACAGCUUUCUUAGGUCCUAAAGAGGAAGAGAGCACAAGAAAAAAGAAUAGACAAAGGGAGCCGGGCGUUGGUGGCGCACACCUUUAAUCCCAGCACUCGGGAGGCAGAGACAGGCAGAUCUUUGUGAGUUCGAGGCCAACCUGGUCUACAGAACUAGUUCCAGGACAGGCUCCAAAGCUACAGAGAAACCCUGACUUGAAAAAAACCAAAAAAAAAAAAAAAAAAAAAAACACACAAAACAAAACCAAACCCCCUCCCCCCCAAAAAAAAACAAGACAGAGAGAAAGAUGAAUUCCUUCCCUGGUUUAAAUCCUGUCACAUGACUAGCUAGUUCUUUGUUUAACAAAGGGCAGCCAGGCUCACUGGGAAAAAUCUCAGAGCAUAAAGCACCCAGUUUGCUAGGCCUUUCUGAUUAGGGAGCCAUUCCAUCAAGCCUGAGAGCGUGGGUCUGCUGUCCCCACAGCUGUUAACACUGCUGCCUGCUGACUCUAAAGAUCAGUCUUGGCACCUCUGGGUUGAAGCCUCUGUGAGGCCAGGACCUCCUGGUGUAAAAUAAAGCAGCUCGUGUGCUGAGCAAGGAGCGCAGCAAAGCUUCAGUUGACGGGAACACUGGUAGAGGCAUCAAGUGAGCAAGACUUUAGGGGUAAAGUAUCUGACUUUAAAGUUCUAGACAUUUUACAGAUAGCUAAAAAUGAGCUUUUCCUAAAAUUCAAGGUUAUAUGGUGUUGGGAGGGAAAAGCAAUGGUGAAAUAGAAGUGGGUCCCAGCUUUAGCGCUCUACUUGGCACCCUUGAUCACUGGACAAAGAAGCUUGUUCACUGAACUCUCAAUCCUGUUCCUAAUUGGUUCUCUGGCCAUAAUUAUGGGCACUCUUCUUUUUAAAAACAAGGUCAUUUAAGAAUGUAGGUCAAGUAAAUAGGCGCUGCAAUAUCCUAGGGAUAUGAGAGUUUCCUUCUCUUGCCCAAGUCCACUACAGACUUCCACUAAAUUCUGAUCCCUGAAACCUAUUGUUUUUUUUUGUUGUUGUUGUUGUUGUUUUUGAUUUUUCUAGACAGGGUUUCUCUGAAGUUUUUGGUGCCUCUCCUGGAACUAGCUCUUGUAGACCAGGCUGGCCUCGAACUGACAGAGAUCCGCCUGCCUCUGCCUCCCAAGUGCUGGGAUUAAAGGCGUGAGCCACCCCCCCACCCCCGCCCCUGAAACCUAUUGUUCCUUCAUGGAGGGACACAGAUAAAAUCUACAGCAAUAGCCAGAAGUGCUGGCUUCACACCUUGGCUUUCUCUGGGCACAGGCCGGUUAAACCACUCUCAUCUCAUCCUAGGUUUGUAAGCACCUCAGGUUACAAGGUUUCUUCAGAAAUGCAGGCAUUCCCUCUGAAUAUCUAGGACAGCCUUACGAUCCAGCAGGCAGUUUGGUGGAUGUCAUUUCAUCCUCAUCAUUCAUGGACCUUGCUUUUUCAUCUGGGCAACAGCUACAGUGCUGUUGUGGCACUAUAAUACCUCAUCUUGAAGUCAUGCACUUCAGGUUUUCCUGUGGAAUCUCCUUUAGGAAGGAAAACAUUCACUCGAUGUACGUGUAGCUGUUCUAUGGUCAUGUCAGGCUGGAACACCAAUGGUUGCUCAGGACAGCCAGCUAUCUUGGUAAGGCGCUCAGUAUUGCCAUCUGUUCACUCUAAAUCUCAAGCAAAUUUCUUUCUGCUCUCCCAAUUUAGAAAUGCUCAGCUUCAAAUGCAAGAAGCGCUACCAAAUACUUCUCCUUGGGAGCUAACUCCACAGGAAGGCUCAGUAUGACUUGCAGUUGGAGACGACAUGUUUAUAGGUUUUCGAUUACCUGGGGUCCUGUGUGUGUGUGUGUUUUCAAUCUCACUGGAGGCUUUUUCCAUCAGGCAGUUAAAUGGUGGCUGCUUUGGAGUCUCCUGGAUGUGCCUCGGCUUCUUGGCAUAGCACACAGGAACCCAACAGGUAAAUACUUGAAACUUCCCAGCGGCCAAGACCUUCAAUACCCUUCUGACCGGUGGGAAUGGGGCUGUUUUCCUGAGCAGUCUAGGCUACUAUUUUAGCCCAUGGUCACGUUCCUUACUUCAAACUGAAAUUCAGUUUGACUUUGAGUUUAGGCACAUGUGGUGGAUUCAUCUACUUCAGUGUUUGUUUUGACCAAAAGUUUAUUUUUCUAGUGCAUUUUUCUAAGUGGUGAAAAUAUGUAAUUUUAGUAUGCAUGACUGGACCUCCAACAAUAAAAAUCUCUGUA